Molecule: messenger RNA, 789 nt
Organism: Branchiostoma floridae (Florida lancelet)
Lineage: Eukaryota; Metazoa; Chordata; Leptocardii; Amphioxiformes; Branchiostomatidae
Product: zinc finger protein 782-like
Exons: 4
Coding region: 1-789 (262 amino acids)
Biological process (GO): regulation of transcription by RNA polymerase II
Cellular component (GO): nucleus
Molecular function (GO): DNA-binding transcription factor activity, RNA polymerase II-specific; RNA polymerase II transcription regulatory region sequence-specific DNA binding
Source: RefSeq, a predicted model, not a curated record
AUGAGAAUCCACACAGCAGAAAAGGCUUACAAGUGUAACCAGUGUGACUUUUCUGCAGCACAGAAAUCCAAUCUGGAACAACAUCAGCUAGCUAAACACAGUGGUGAGAAACCCUACAAGUGUGGGGAGUGUUUGGACUACCAUCUGAAAGCUAAGCACACUUGUGAGAAACCCUACAUGUGUGGACAAUGUGGGUACAAGACACUAGCCAAACACACUGGUGAGAAACCCAACAUGUGUUGGGAGUGUGGUUACAAUACAGCUAACAGGUAUAACUUAUCCCAUCAUAUGAGAUCUCACACUGGGGUAAAACCCUACAAGUGUCACCAAUGUGACUACUCAGCUUUGUAUAAAUCAGGUUUGGACUACCAUCUCAAAACCAAGCAUUCUGGAGAAAAACCUUACAUGUGUGGGGAGUGUGGAUUCCAGGCAGCUGUGAAAAGUAGCUUGUCAAUGCACAUGAAAUCUCAUACAGUGGACAAGCCAUACAAAUGUGACCAAUGUGACUAUUCUACAGCAUGGAAAGCCAAUUUGGGCAAACAUCAUGAAGCUAAACACACUAGGGAGAAACCCUAUAUGUGCGAGAAAUGUGGAUACAGGACAGCUCAAAAGUCUCACUUAUCCGAGCACAUGAGAACACACAAAUCCACUUUGCAGUACCAUCUCACAAAACACACUGGAGAGAAACCCUACAUGUGUGAGAAGUGUGGAUACAGAACUGCUCAAAGGUCUAACUUAUCCCAGCACAUGAGGACUCAUACAAUAAUAAAGGCAAACAAGUGUGAGUAG